AUGUCGACAGUGUACGACGCUAUCCUGUCGGAUGACGAUGAUGAUCUGGAGAUGGACGAAGAGGAAGAAGAGCAGCCGAGCGGACUGGAAAAAGUGAAAGAGGAAGAAUCUGAUGAAGACGAAGUAGUAGACGACGAAGAAAAUGAAGACGAAGAAGAAGAGGAAGAAGGAGAAGAAGGCGACGAGUUCAAGACGGAAGAUUCGAAGCCAAUUCAGGUGAAAAUCGAAGCUCUUGUGAAUAAAUAAUCUAAUGUUUCGCAGAUCUCGGAAGAGAACAUGACAACCAGAAAAUUCAGCGAGCUCGGAGUGUGCUCGUGGAUCUGCCAGCAGCUCAACACAAUGCACAUCAAGACGGCGACACCCGUGCAGGCCGCCUGUAUUCCCAAAAUCCUCGAUGGUUCUGAUAUUCUCGGAUGUGCUCGCACUGGAACUGGAAAGACUCUUGCAUUCGCCGUUCCGAUCCUCCAGAAGCUGUCCGUUGAUCCAUAUGGCAUUUUCGCACUGAUCCUGACACCAACUCGCGAGCUUGCCUUCCAAAUCGCCGAUCAGUUCAUCGCUGUCGGCAAGCCCAUCACUCUCAAGUGUUCUGUGAUUGUCGGUGGACGCAGUCUCAUUCAUCAAGCGCGGGAACUCAGUCAACGACCUCAUAUUGUGGUGGCGACGCCCGGAAGACUGGCUGAUCUCAUCGAAAGUGACCCGGAUGUUAUCGCGAAAGUAUUCAAAAAGGUGCAAUUCUUCGUGCUCGACGAGGCCGAUCGCAUGCUCGAAGGACAGUACAACGACCAGCUGAAGCCGAUCUUCGAGAGCCUUCCACAAAAGCGCCAGACUCUCCUGCUCUCGGCCACCAUCACCAACAAUAUCAAUCAGCUGCACAAAGUGUCCGUCCGCAAACCCUAUUUCUUUGAAGACAAAGGAAAGGACGGAGAGUCGACUGUCGAUCGGCUCGAGCAGAAGUUCGUCGUCUGUCCGGUUGCAGUGAAAGACGCUUACCUAGUGUACGUGGUCAAGAACUACAGCGAAAAGAAUCCGAAGUCGUCGAUUAUUAUUUUUGCUCAAACGUGUCGAGAAUGUCAAGCGCUCGCUUAUAUGUUCGAAGGACUCGGCUUCCGUGUCGGCUCUCUCCAUUCUCAAAUCGCACAGAAGCAACGAUUGGCUGCUCUGUCCGCAUUCCGCUCGAAAACCCUCCAAGUGAUCAUCUGUACGGACCUGGCCUCUCGCGGACUCGACAUUCCACACGUGGAUCUUGUCGUCAAUCACAAUGUUCCACAGUGUCCGAAGACUUAUAUUCACAGAGUCGGAAGAUCUGCGAGAGCCGGAAGAUUUGGAUCCGCGCUCAGUUUCGUGACGCAAUACGACGUGGAACUUCUGCAGGCAGUUGAACAAACUAUCGGCAAGAAAUUGGAAGAACUGAAGGUGAGAAAAAAAUGGGACGGAAAUGGAAUUACUCAUUUUCAGGUAAACGCGAAACACGUGACGAAAUACGUGACACAAGUGCUUGUCGCCAAAAAAGAAGCCGAGUUGAAACUGGAGAAUCAAAAGUUUGGAGAGCGAAAAGAGAUCAACCGACGGAAAGAGCUGCUGAUGAGCGGAAUGAACGAAGAGGAAGUGGAUGUGCAUCUGGAGAGCAUGAAAACGAGACGCAUUGCCACUUCGAAGCGCAAACUCGACAAGAUCAGUGGGCAGUUGGAUAGUCGGACGGUCGGAAAACAGAAGAAACCGAAAACGGAGGAUUGAGUUACAUAGAAUUGUUAUCUUCAGAUCACUAUUGUUUUUGUUACUUGUUAUAAAUUUGUUGACACCUUUAGUCAAACCUUUUUAAAAACAGUGGUAUGGUCGUAUUCCAUCAGCCUUAUUAUCUUUGUUGUCAUUCGCUUUCUGUAAGAUACUUAGUUUCGAAUUACAGUACGUUUGGUUUUCAAUAAGAAGAAUAGAAAUGUGAGUUUCAGGAGCGAUAUAUCUGGAAAAGUACAUUUCCCUCCAUUUUGGAGCAAGUUCUUAAUCGUUCGUUUUUGCAGGAGCUACGGCCAGCAGAGAUACAGUCAGGACAUGGUCGAACCCACAUUCAAUUUCCGUCUUAUUGACGCCGUCCGUCAAAGUCGAUGUCUAUUCGACUCAACCGAUCGCUUGUAUCGCAGUGCCGAAUACAAAAUGCGCGUUUGGCAGCGACUCGUCUCGGUCCUCAGCUUCGAAGGCGACGCGCCGAUGCUCGCGUCGAGAUGGAAGCAGUUACGAGACAAAUACGGAAAGGAGAAGAAGAAACAAAAGUACAACAACGAGAAGUCGUCGUGGCAGUACUUCAACCAUCUCGUCUUCCUCGAUCCGCACAUGGUAGACCGGACGGAUGUGUCGCCGUCGCGGAAAGAGCCGGCAGGAGUGGUAAGUGAAGGACAAGCAGCACCAUCACUCAAGUUCCCCUUUUCAGCACUUGUGCGUCGCCGAACCGAACUUCGCCAAGAAUCUCAUACUGGAAGUGAAACGGCACCCAUGCCUCUACGAUGUUCGCGAUCCGAAGUACCGUCACACGGAAUGCCGAAACCUAUCGUGGAGGAUUAUCAUAGAUAAAUUACGCUUCCCGGGUGGCGUUCUGUCAAUAAAGAAGCAGUGGAAGAAGCUGCGUGAUCGUUAUGUGAGAGAGAAACGACGGAUUGAGACUGCGGUUAGUACUGGGUUGGCCGUGAACCAAACUAAGUAUAUGACAGGUUUCAGGGAGAGAAUGGCACUGCCGAUUCAUCAACUUGGGAACUCUACGACACAAUGAUGUGGACAGAUCAGUUUCUGAAAGAACGUAAGAUUCUGUUCUGCUUAUCUCGUUUUACUCGAAAAUUUCAGAGCAGCUCACUCGGCGUCCAGGACGUCCGAAACGAGGAGAUGGACAGGACGAGUUGUCGGAUUACGGAGAGUUUGACGACGAGUAAGACAUUUCACAGAAUAAAUUAAAAUAGACCGAACUACCUUCAGACUGAGCUAUGUAAUGAUGUCCGAAAAGCGACCGACGAACGGGGAUGUCCUUUUAGACGGGGACUCCGCCUUCUCCGCUUCCAUAGUCUCCGACCUUCGAACGCUGGACACGGAAGCGCGUGCGAUGGCCAAGCAACAAAUACUGAUACUUUUGGAUGCUGCCAAGUUACCACCCACUCCUGGAUCAAACUAUAUUUGAUGUAUUUAUUCAGCCCCUCUUAACUUGCACCUAGUCACCUUGAUCUCCUAUGAACUGCACACUGGUAGAUAUGUACUUUGGCUUCGAUUCUACUCAAAUUUCCGCCUCUUGUCAAUAAUAAAGCAUAAUUUUAAUCAGCACGCUCUACUCAUUUCUUCCGUAGGGUGUUGCAACCCCAUCAUUAUCUUUCUUUUUGUUUUACUUUCCCGAUUAUUCUCGUUCCAUGUUUUCCCACUAAUGAGCCUAUUUUCGAGUGUCAUUAGGUCUGUAUCGCAUUUUUGCUCUUUCCGUCCUCCCCAAUGUUUGUUGGGAAUCCGUCUAGCAAACUGCGUUUCUCCUCUCAACUUGCCGGAAUUUCAAUUCUUUCCUCUAGUUAUUCUUCUCUCUUAUUUCUUUCUCUCACUCAUAGAAUUGACAUGUUUGAAUCGAUUUCUCUGUUGUAAAUGUGAGGAAGUGAACCGCUAUGGCAUACGCGCCAGGUGCUGCGGAAAUGACAGAAAUUUUUGGAAUUCGAGCUGAUCGUAACGUUCCCAUUGAUUGGCUUCUUCUUCAAGAAACGUAAAAUUAUGAAUUUCAGAUAAGGUGCAUUUCUAACGGGUCGCAACAAUGUAGGUGAUUUUAUUCCGGUUCACAAUUCAGACUGCUUCAACUUUCAGGAGCUACGGAGGACGGUACCCCGAUGAAAUGAUAGAACCGACGUUCAACCUCCGUCUCAUCGACGCCGUUCGCAACGUGAGAUGUCUUUUCGAUGCGACCGAUCGACAGUAUCGAAAUACCGAGUACAAAAAUCGGGUGUGGCAGCGACUGGUCUCAGUGCUCGGAUUUGACGGUGACGCGAGAAACCUCUCGUCACGAUGGAAGCAAUUGAGAGACAAGUACGGGAAGGAAAAGAGGAAGCAGAAGUACAACAACGAGAAGUCGGCGUGGCAGUACUUCAAGUAUCUCACUUUUCUUGAUCCGCACAUGAUAGACCGCGCGGACGUGUCGCCGUCUCGGAAAGAACCGGCAGGAGUGGUAGGUGUAGUGCAGCUAGAACUUACUUUGAAAUAUCUACAGAACGAAUGCGUGUCCGACCCGAAGUUUUCUUCAAAUCUCAUCAGAGAAGUGAAACGGCAUCCGUGUCUUUACGAUGUCCGGGAUCCAAAAUACCGCCACAUCGACUACCGAACCCAAGCAUGGAACAUUGUGAUGGACAAGUUGCGGUACCCGGGAACGGCGACAUCUAUAUACAAACAGUGGAAGAAACAUCGGGAUCGCUACGUCCGCGAGAAACGACGCCUUCGAACGAUGGUAAGCACAGCUUGUACUGUCGAUCUAACACUGUCUUGAAGUUGUUUCAGGAGGAAGAUGGCAUUGUCGAUGUUUCUCUUCCCAAGUGGGAUCUGUACGAUGAAAUGACUUGGAUAGACCCAUUCCUGGACGAAAGUACUAACCACCGUUCGAUGUGUUUCUAAAUUUCUUAAUUUCAGAACAACUUGCCCGAACUUCGAUACGGAGCCAGAAGGAGAACGCUGGUGAUGGCAACAAUCAGGACGAUAUAUCGGAUUACGGAGAUUUUGAGGACGAGUAGGACGUUAUCUGGAUGACGUUAAUACUUUGAAAAACUUGCAGCCUAAACUAUCUGAUGAUGCCGGAGCCGGAAAAGCGAACAAACAAUGGAGACAUUCUUCUGGACGGUGACUCCGCAUUCUCCGCCUCCAUUGUCUCUGACCUGCGAACCCUUCAAGCUGAAGCCCGCAGUCUUGCCAAGCAACAAAUUAUGCUACUUCUGGACUCUGUUUAA
Messenger RNA from Caenorhabditis sp. 36 PRJEB53466, 4940 nucleotides. NCBI's taxonomy places the organism in Eukaryota, Metazoa, Nematoda, Chromadorea, Rhabditida, Rhabditidae. The record is from the annotation of a GenBank genome assembly.